AUGCACAACAUUAGCAGUCUAGACAACAGCACUUCCUCUCCAUUAUUCGAUUUGAUAUGGCAGAAUAAGAAUGCUUACUAUGAGCAUUUGGCACUCUCCAAUAAACAUCAACAAGCCAAGAAGGAAUCUACUAAUUCCUCUGAAAAGGAGUCAAUGAAUGAAGAGGAAAUUGAUGAAACUCUCCGAUAUAUUGAAAAUCCGUAUCUUGUUGUAGAAAACAAACCAGACACACAUUUCAUGCUAUUGGCAAAAAAUCCAGAAACUGAAGAAGGACAAGUCAUGACUUUCUAUAAUCAAAUCCAUAUUAAUCCAGACCUUAAUGAUGCUAACAAAUUGGAUGAAGAAUUGAAUGGAUGUUUUGAAAAAUCAGCCCAACUCAAAGUUCCAAUAAUUUGCAGUGUUCCAACAAACGCUAAAAACACCUCUCAGAUAAUGGAUAAGUUAAUUAAUAAGGGGUUCAUACCAUCUGGUACUGGACCAGGAAUGAUUUUGAAUUACUCUACAUUUGAUAAACAGAAAGCCAAAGAUGCACUGAAAUCCAAUUCUGAAAAGUUGGAAAUUGGUGAAUUGAAACAAGUGAAUUGGAUACACAGAUAUGACGAUGAACACCCUGAUAAUAUCAUGUUGAGAUUAUGGUGUUAUACUUUGGUUUCUUCAUUUGGAUUCUAUUCUAAAGAGACAACUGCAAAUCAUUUCUAUGAGGUGUUCAGACAUGCUCGUUUUGGACCAGAAGAAUCUCUUAGAAUGUUCUAUGUACUCUAUAGAGAAACUCCAGAAUCUAAACCAAAAAUGAUUAGUGUAGCCACACUCUUCGUAGAAAAGGAGAAGAGUGUGUGUGGGCUCUACAAUGUUGGUACUGUAAAGGAUCCAGCUAUUAGAAGGAUGGGUUCUGCUCGAUUAUUGUCCUAUCAUGCAGUUUUUGAAAUAGGACAGGAAGAACUCAAUUUGAAAUAUUGUACCUUGCAAUCUUCAAAGGCAGCAUUCAAUUUGUACAAGCAAUUGGGAUUUGAACACAUUGGAGAUUGGAACAUGAUUGUAUAUCCAGAUAAUGUUCACUGGUUGUUAAAUCUCUUACUCAAGUUGGUUUUGUUGAGAUUUGCCAUGCGUCUGUUGGGUGUGAGAGAUCUUUCCGAGGGAUCGGCUUGGAAAAAGUUGCUGGCCUUUGUAGUGCUGUGGUUCUCAUUUUUGGUUACUGUCAUAUUUUGGGUAGCUCCUCAAAUUCAAUAA
Naegleria gruberi is the source of this 1227-nucleotide messenger RNA. RefSeq lists its product as uncharacterized. The record is from RefSeq and is a predicted model, not a curated record. The transcript has a single exon. NCBI's taxonomy places the organism in Eukaryota, Heterolobosea, Eutetramitea, Acrasida, Naegleriidae. Bases 1 to 1227 code for a protein of 408 amino acids.